Messenger RNA from Cadophora gregata, 711 nucleotides. RefSeq lists its product as uncharacterized. Gene Ontology annotation, molecular function: nucleic acid binding; zinc ion binding. Bases 1 to 711 code for a protein of 236 amino acids. Gene Ontology annotation, biological process: mRNA splicing, via spliceosome. The transcript has a single exon. Gene Ontology annotation, cellular component: U4/U6 x U5 tri-snRNP complex; spliceosomal complex. Lineage: Eukaryota; Fungi; Ascomycota; Leotiomycetes; Helotiales; Ploettnerulaceae. The record is from RefSeq and is a predicted model, not a curated record.
AUGUUCGCACCAAAGAAAGGCGCCUACGACACGGCCGCCAAAGACACCGACUUCCGCAAAAAGUACGACCGCGCCGAAUAUGCCCAAAAGGCCGCAGAGCGCGAAGCCAAAGAAAAAGAAGAAUCCAAAGCCCGCUAUGAAGCCAAGCUCGCCGGCAAGAAAUACUACGCUCCCCUCACCGGCGAAGAAACUCUCACGCAAGCACGCGCCUCCCGCCUCGACGUCUCCGCCAAUGUAGGGAAAGUCACACUCAUGCCCGCUGGGGCAGCGACCGGCAAGAGAGGUCGUGGAGCGGGAUUCUAUUGCAAGGAUUGCGAUUUGACGUUUAAGGAUAAUCUGCAGUGGGUGGAACAUGAGAAUAGUAUGCAGCAUUUGAGGGCGAUUGGGCAGACGGGAGAGGUCAAGCGCGCGACGGUGGAGGAGGUUCAUGAGAGGAUUGCGAUGAUUUGGGAGAGGAUGGUGGAGGAGAAGAGGGGGGAUGUUAAGACGCUUGGGGAGAGGUUGGAGGUAAGGAGGGAAGAGGAGGAGAAGAGGAGGGAGGAGAGGAGAGAGAAGAGACGGGAGGCGGUUGAGAGACAGAAGGCAGAGAGGGAGGAGGGUGUUAAGGUUAAGAAGGAGUAUGGGGAGGAUGUGAGAGUUGAAGGGGAGCAUGAUGAGGAUGAUAUGAUGGCUAGUAUGGGGAUUACUGGAUUCGGGACGUCGAAGAAGUGA